This is a messenger RNA of Zygosaccharomyces rouxii, 1389 nucleotides long. It is a transcript of the gene ISC1, whose product is annotated as inositol phosphosphingolipid phospholipase. The transcript has a single exon. The coding region runs from base 1 to 1389 and encodes 462 amino acids. The record is from RefSeq and is a predicted model, not a curated record. Gene Ontology annotation, cellular component: cytoplasm. Gene Ontology annotation, molecular function: sphingomyelin phosphodiesterase activity. NCBI's taxonomy places the organism in Eukaryota, Fungi, Ascomycota, Saccharomycetes, Saccharomycetales, Saccharomycetaceae.
AUGCCUGUUAGUGGUGGUAGUGAUCACGGAAGCAGUAGCACAGCUUCCAAGCCCGUUCAAGAUUUGCCAAGUUUUAAGCUGCUUACUUUUAAUACAUGGGGGCUCAAAUGGCUUUCUACAAAUCGGAAAGAGAGAUUAAGGGCUAUUGGUGAUGAGUUAUCAGGACGUUUCACGUCGGUCCCAAUACCUGGGAGUGAUAACAUCGAGCUCGGCAAACGUCAUUCUCAAUUUGAACAGUACGACGUCGUGGCAUUACAAGAGGUAUGGUGUCAAGAGGAUUGGGAUUACAUCGUAAUGAGAUGCAGUGAGAACUACCCGUACCACAGGAUUUUCUAUUCAGGAAUCAUUACAGGUCCUGGCUUGGCUAUUUUGUCUAGGAUCCCAAUUGAAUCCACUUUCUUGUACCGUUUCCCCCUUAACGGUAGACCAACUGCAGUGCACAGAGGUGACUGGUACGUGGGUAAAUCGGUUGCCAUUACACUAUUACAACAAAUAGAUAAUAAUACACCUCCAUUGGCCAUUAUGAACAGUCACAUGCAUGCGCCUUACGCAUUGCAGGGAGAUGCGGCCUAUGCAUGUCAUAGAGCAUGUCAAGCUUGGGAUUUUGCCAAAUUGGCUAAUCUCUACAAAAAGGCAGGCUAUGCCGUUAUUGUUACAGGAGAUUUAAAUUCAAGACCCGGUUCUUUACACCACAGAUUGCUCACAGAUGAAACUGAUCUGGUGGAUUCCUGGGAACAAUUAUACGGUCAACAGGAUCCAGAAACGCUUGCUAAGUUGAAACCUUCGGAGCAGAUCAUUUACGGGUGCACCACUUGUGACUCGAAUCUAAAUACCUAUAGAUUGGACAAGAGACUUGAUGAAGCCUGCAGACUUGACUAUGCACUAGUCGAUCCUGACCGUCUACUGCCAACGGCAGCAGGUGCGCGCUUUACAGAAAGAAUACCUGGUGUAGGCUCAUUCUCUGAUCAUUUUGCAUACACAUGCACUUUAAAACUUUUGCCAAGAGCUUCCUCAGAUAUUCCACUUCCCAUGACAGCCAGCCAAACAAGAGAGAAAUUGAUUCAAAGGUAUGCUAAUUAUCAAGAGAUGUUACAAUGUUUAGCACAGUAUGUGGUAAACGCCAAGAGGCAAAAACUGUUGAGAUAUACACAUCUUGGUUUAUCGAUAAUCGUUCUCAUCUUUUCCUGCUUCUUGGCAUUUAUGACCGAUUGGGCAGCAAUCUUUUGGGUUUUGUUUAUCGCAGUAGUGUGCAUUACGGGUCUACUAGAUGGAUUAUUGGCCUUCAUGUUUGGUGAGAAGGAAUUACGUGAAUUGCGGGAAGUAGAACAAGAAGUCAUCGGAGCUCAACAGUAUCUACAAUCGCAGCUAGAUUUUAGAAACAAACUAUAA